GCAUAAAGCUGGUGAAUAGACGACUCAAACAAACCUUUAGCGUUUAGAUCGAGUCGGGCAAGUCUCUAUUGCUCCCAAUCCCGCUCUCUCUCCUGUUAUUUUCAUCCUUUUCUUUCUUCCACUCUAAUAGUCUCAGAAUGAGCUGGUGGUGGGCAAGAGCUACAGGCGCUGCAAAGAGCAAAUAUGAAGACCAAGAAGCACCACCUCGAAGCUACAAAAACGUGGGCCUGGUGAUCGGCGUGACUGGCAUUGUCGGCAACAGCCUAGCCGAAAUCCUCCCACUCCAUGACACCCCCGGAGGCCCCUGGAAGGUUUAUGGCGUGGCUCGUCGCCCGCGCCCCGCAUGGAACGCCAACCAUCCAGUCGAAUACAUCCAGUGCGACGUCUCUGACUCCGAGGACACCCAGAACAAGCUUUCCCAAUUAGUGGAUGUCACCCACAUCUUUUACGUCACGUGGGCCAGCCGACCAACUGAGGCCGAGAACUGCGAGGCCAACGGCGCCAUGUUCCGCAACGUGCUCCGCGCUGUAAUCCCAAACGCUCCGAAUCUCCACCACAUCUGCCUCCAAACCGGCACCAAACACUACGUCGGACCCUUCGAGAGCAUCGGCAAGAUCAAAAUCCGUAGUCCACCAUUUACGGAAGAUUUGCCACGUUUGAACGUGCCGAAUUUCUACUACACUCAGGAAGACAUUUUAUUUGAAGAAGCUAAGAAUAAAGAGGGAUUGACUUGGUCCAUCCACCGACCCAACACGAUAUUCGGAUUCUCCCCUCAUAGCUUGAUGAACAUAGUAGGCACGCUUUGCGUAUACGCUGCUAUAUGCAAGCACGAGGGGCUUCCCUUGAAAUUUCCUGGAAGCAAAGCGUUCUGGGAGGACUACUACGUGGCUUCGGAUGCUGAUCUUAUUGCGGAGCAGCAAAUAUGGGCGGUGGUGGACCCUAAUGGUUGGAACGAAGCGUUUAAUUGCAACAACGGAGACGUGUUCAAGUGGAAGCAUCUUUGGAAGGCGUUGGCAGAGAGAUUUGGGAUUGAGAAGUACGGAUUCGAGGGGGGUGAGAAAGUUAGCUUGGUGGAGAUGAUGAAGGACAAGGGUCCUGUGUGGGAAGAGAUUGUGAGGGAGAAUCAACUGCAACCCACAAAGUUGGAGGAUGUUGGGGUGUGGUGGUUUGCGGACUUUAUCCUGGCUGGGGGUGAUUUCGUGGACAGUGUGAAUAAGAGCAAGGAACAUGGCUUCACAGGGUUCAGGAACUCCACAAAUUCGUUCACUACGUGGAUAGAUAAGAUGAAAGUUUACAAGAUCGUGCCUUGAAAGAAAUCAAUAUCAAUGUCAGAUGGAAUGGUUUAUUUUUUUGUUGUUAAAUAAAUAAUAACCAUGCGAGAGAAGCACGCUCUCCCUUUCUAUUUUUGUUUUUGUUGUAGACUUUUGGGUGAGGGCUUGAGGUAGCAGUAGUUGAAAAAAGUUCUGUAUUGAAAAUGUUCUAUCACAGAAAACUGUUUUUUUU
This is a messenger RNA of Alnus glutinosa, 1503 nucleotides long. Its product is annotated as 3-oxo-Delta(4,5)-steroid 5-beta-reductase-like. The coding region runs from base 138 to 1310 and encodes 390 amino acids. The transcript has 2 exons. The record is from RefSeq and is a predicted model, not a curated record. NCBI's taxonomy places the organism in Eukaryota, Viridiplantae, Streptophyta, Magnoliopsida, Fagales, Betulaceae.